This is a messenger RNA of Brassica napus (rape), 2858 nucleotides long. RefSeq lists its product as uncharacterized. NCBI's taxonomy places the organism in Eukaryota, Viridiplantae, Streptophyta, Magnoliopsida, Brassicales, Brassicaceae. The transcript is spliced from 7 exons. The record is from RefSeq and is a predicted model, not a curated record. The coding region runs from base 2175 to 2858 and encodes 227 amino acids.
AUGAUUUAAUAGUAUAGAUAAGGGAGAAAAACUAAGGGGAUAUUAUUGGUUUUGGAAGUUUAGUGGAAUUAAAAAUAACUGUAAUUAGGAUUCUUUUAAUAGAUUUGAGUGGAGUCUUUCAUCGUGAGAAGGAUUUGAAUAGAAUGGUUUGAAAUACAUUUUGAUUUUUGUUAAGGAUUUUAUUGGAGUUUGUUUCCAAAUCAACAAUAAAAAAAAACUCAAAAAAUUAUUUGAGUUAACGUGGAAGACUAUUUGAGAUAUGGCCAAAGAUAUAAGAAAUUCUCCAAAGACGUGUCAAUACUAUUUGAGUUAGAUCAAUACGUUUCCUUUUUCAUACAACUAAUCAAGUCAAAGCUAUAAUAUAUCAAAACGGGUCUUGAAAUAAUUAUGCAUUAAUAUUUUACAACAAAAGAACUCUAGAUAAUCUAUGAAACGAAACAAACAUAUAAAGUUCACAGAAUUGAGAGAGGAAUUGCAGUAAUGAAAAAAUAACUUACAUGUUAUCCAUAAUGGCGAUAGGGCGAUCGUACGGAACAGUCAGAUUCAGGACCGGCUUAUCAGGGGGACAAGCGGUGCGACCGCCCCGGGUCCAAGCCCUGUGUCCUCCCGUAUAAUACUAAUUAAGGGGUCCAAGUUUUUAUAAAUCUAUAUUUUAUAUAUAAAAAAUUAUAAAUAUAAUAAAUAAAAUUGAAAAAGAUCUAAAUUAUUUGAUAUGUAUUUAGUUUUAUUUUCAUUACAAAAUAUUACUGAUUGGUCAGAUACUUGCUAACAAUCAGACACCUGCAAAAUAUUAAGGAAAGUGAUGUGUAAGUCUUAAAAAAACAACAUAUGAAUAUAUAUUGAAUUGUUUUUGUCCAUUAAGGUACACAAAAUAAGUUACUUCAGUUUGCAUAAUGAUUUUUCUUUAUAAGUUGCAUGUUUGUUGGGUGUGUUUUAAGCUAGUUGAUGUAAACAGUUUAUAUAGAGAAACUUGUUGAUAUCUUCGAGAUAAGAAACAGACGAUUUAAAAAUAUAAAAUCGUUGAUAUUCAGAGAAUCUAGGUAACAAAGUCUGUUUAGUAACGAAUCAACACAUGAUAUAUGGAGAAGAUUUUUGAACGGCUCAUCAUUUGGUUCCCAACGUUUAAAAGCUUAAUGGUUUUUUAUUUUCUUCAACCAGAUGUCGUUGCUUGAUCUCAACAACUUCCAUGAUUUUUUCCCAACUGUAUCCAACAACAUAUGACUAUGAAUCUUCAGCUGUUAAGCACGAGGAAAAACUGCAAGACGGAGGUGCAAGGUUGCUCAGCCUCAGACAACUUCUUCUGGCUGCUCUUCAGGUUUUUGAGUUUCCAUUCAAAGCAGACGAGGUUCCAGCCGAAGGUUUGUAGGACUGCGUGACGGAGGUGCACGGUGGAGGAGGAGAGAAACGCCGAGUGGUUAGGGAUCUGGCGAAAAGUUUGGUGUCCUCGGAGGAGACGUCGGAGGCGAAGCGAGGUGGUGAAGAACGGAUGAGGAAGAGACGAAGCUAUGAGUACUUCAAAAGCCAAAUAAAAAGUGAUUUCAAUUCCUAUGAAAUCUACAAUACUAAAAGCCGGAUAUAUUGAGCAGAGAGCGUGCCACGUAUGAUUUUUAAUUCAGGCCAAUCAGGAGCGUUUUAUGUGACACGUCAUCCCGGGCUCGCCGUGCUGUUUUGUCUGGAGCGUUGUGGGCUUCUGUGGGCUUCAUCCGUAAUUUACAAAAGGGCUUUAUUAAACUUUUAUGUUGAUGCAUAUCACAAAAAAGAAACCUCGGAGGCUCCGUCGAAGGAUAAGAAUCUCAUCGCCUCUGCCUCUUCGUCUUUUCAUCGCCUCUACCUCUUCGUCUUCUUCGAUCGAAGAGCAGAGAAGCCGAGAUUUAAUCGAGCCACUUCUUCACAAUCAAUACCUCCUUAAUGAUUUCGUUUCAACUCCCCCUUUUCAUCCUUCUUUAUAUACUGAUCUUCUUUAUUUCAUAUAAACCAAAACCCUAGAACCACUCAAAGCUCGAUCUAUGGCGAUGAAACGAAAUGGGAAGUCUCAUGUCUCCUCUGACUCUGAUGAAAAGGUCAUGUUCUUCAAGGAUGUCUCUCUAGGUCCUCACGAAACUCAGCUUCGCUUCCGACUCAUCCAUUUCUGGGAGGCUCGGAACCCGGUGUAGAAGACACUGAUUGGCCUCGAAAUGCUCCCCAUCGACGAACAGGGAACUGUUAUUCAAGGAUUCAUCCCACCGCGGCGAAUUAAGAAGUACUUGCCUGAGAUGAAACGCGGAUCAGUUUACAAACUCAUCAAUUUCUACGGAUCGAAAAACAAACCGGUGUAUCAGGUUGCUGAUCAUGUCGCAACCGUGUCUUUCGCAUGGAACUCUGAAAUGUCGGUUCUUCACGAGAUUCCCAUCUCUUUUGAUGAAGACCGUUUCAGGUUUCAUUCAUACGAAGAUUUUGAAGCCAACUGUGAUCUCAAAGGUGACCUCUAUGAUGUUAUUGGCCACAUGAAGCUGGUCGAUGGACAGACUCUUAUUGAGCGUCCCAGCCUUGACGAUGUGAAGAUCGCUACCACUCGGCAUAUUAUGAUUCAUGUGCAGUCGCAUGAUAGACCUGUGAUGAAGCUCUACCUUUGGGACCAGACUGCAACAGACUUUUGCAAGAAAUUCAACUCCUGUGAAAACACUCCCACAGUGCUUUUGGUCACAACUGUUAACACUAAACAUCUCGGAGGUACCCUUGCCUUAUCCUCUAUGUCCUCCACACGGGUCUUCAUGGACUAUGAUGUCCAACCAACCAGGGAUUAUUUCACCUGGCUGGGCUCUAACCAGAGAUUGCUGAUCAAGUUAGCGAAAACGUCAUCACUAAGCGUGAGACACUGA